AUGGCUCCCCAAAAACCGUUCGCUCGUUCAGUACUGCUCAACGACUACACUAUCAUCGGUUCACAGAUCAAGGUUGCAAAAAAGAAGCCCAAGGCACGCAACUCGUCUAAGCCUAGCCUAAGGCGUAAGAAUGGAACGCUGAAUGUUGCGAUACGUGCUCGCUCGGAGUUGAUGCAGAUUAGCGCAAAACACAACUCCCUCAAUUCACCACUGCUCCGCCUUCCAGGUGAAAUUCGCAACAAGAUUUGGAACUAUGCUGUGGGAUACCAUCAGAUCAACAUCAGCCACAGUAGCUACGGAAGAUCUUCGCCGAUCGUAUCUUCGUGCGAGGUACGUCCGCUAUACACGAACGCCAACCUCCGCACUUUCAUUCGACCGACCUUUCAGCUCUAUAAGGUCUGCCGGCAAAUGUAUGUUGAGACUUCAGCCAUGAUCUAUAUGUUGAACACAUUCGGAUUCAAAGGUUCCGGUACAUUUGAUCGCUGGAUCAAGAAGCGGGCAAUUGGGCAGAGGCGGCUCAUCAACUCUGUUGACAUACCGUAUGAGUACAUGAGACUUUACCGCGGUGGAUUCAGGAAGCUGUUCCGCGAGAAGUUACCAAACAUCAAGCGAAUUGGUGUAGACAUGUUGGUGCCAUACUUCAGCCAACAUCUGGGGGAGGACAGCCUGGAGAUGGCGAAGCAGAGGGUGAUCGACUUUAUCAAAGAGAAGGAGGGUGAGUGUGUCAAGGUUGGUUGGCAUACUAGUAUGGUAGGGUCGCCGCUAACCUACUAAGGAGCUUCAGAAUGGAGUGCAAGGGUGUCCGUUGGUAGUUUCGUUGGACGGUGAUCAUCGUGCGAUGUUAUUCGAGCGAUUGCUGGAGAAUCAUGAGUACAUUCGUCAGUAGGAAGUAGAUACCCGGCGAGCACAAAAGGAGCAUGACCCCAAGAGCAACAUAGCUAUUCAGUGGCCGCCCACAGUAUAUUUCAUGCUGUCCGAACCAUGAGUACGAGUGUAUAAGCAAGGUGAUGCAGAUUCAGCCUACUCACUUUACGGACGCAACGACAAGUUGACGAAAUCAAAUAAGAUAGCCUAGACACCACAACCUUACAACUCUUCCUGAUA
Messenger RNA from Cucurbitaria berberidis CBS 394.84, 1104 nucleotides. RefSeq lists its product as uncharacterized. The coding region runs from base 1 to 774 and encodes 257 amino acids. The transcript is spliced from 2 exons. Lineage: Eukaryota; Fungi; Ascomycota; Dothideomycetes; Pleosporales; Cucurbitariaceae. The record is from RefSeq and is a predicted model, not a curated record.